AUGGUGGUUGCUACUAACGGUUCUCCUUUGGAACAAUAUAAUGACACAAAAAUACCUCUUUCAAAUCUCUCAUACAAUUCCAUUGUCAGUGUUGACAGGGGUGAUCCAGUGGGAUUCAGUACAUUUUGGGAGAAAUUGAGGGAAGAAGCUAAAGUGGAGAUCAAAGGAGAUGAAGUUAUGAGUUACUUUGGUGAUGCAAACUUGUGUUGGUACAUGUUACCACAAAUGAGGAAUGCAAUAUUAAGGCUUCACAAAGUGGUUGGGAAUGCUAACACAGAAGAUAAGUAUAUAGUGUUAGGGAAUGGUUCUUCUGAAGUUUACUUAGCUCUUUUGUAUGCACUCUCUACUGAAAAACCCUCUGAUAUUCCCAUCAAUGUUGUUGCUGCUGCUCCUCAUUAUUCGGAUUACGAAGGUGCGACAGAUAUGCUUCAAUCAAAGCUAUUUCAAUGGAGUGGUGAUGCUUCUGUGUAUGACAAAGAUGAACCUUACAUAGAGGUUGUGACCUCUCCCAACAACCCUGAUGGAGCUCUGAGAACACCUGUGGUGAAAUCUGAUGCUGAAGGGAAGGUUAUCUAUGACUUGGCCUAUUAUUGGCCACAAUACACUCCCAUUAAUCACGAGCUUAACCAAGAUAUUAUGCUCUUCACAUUCUCCAAAUGCACCGGUCACGCCGGUUCUCGUAUCGGGUGGGCUCUUGUGAAGGACAUUGAAAUUGCAAAGAAGAUGGUAAAGUUCUUGCACCUAAGCUCCAUUGGUGUGUCGAAAGAAUCCCAAGUUCGAGCUACUAAGAUUAUUGAAGUGAUUUGUGAUGGAUACCAAAAUUCUAAUUCCACUCCAUCGGAUCGUCUCUUUUUCAAUUAUAGCAAAAAGCUGAUGAAAGAUAGGUGGGAGAAACUCAAGGCUGCUAUUGAGAAAAGCAAGGUUUUUACCUUGCCCAAGUAUCCAACCGCCUAUUGUCACUUCACUAAGGAAAUAACCGAGCAGUACCCUGCUUUUGCUUGGUUGAAGUCUGUGGAGGGCAUAGAAGAUGGGGAGAGUUAUUUGGAAAAACUGAAGAUUCUUACAAGAGGAGGGAAACAAUUUGGUGUCGAUCCGACGUAUGUUAGGAUAAGCAUGAUUGGCACAGAUGAUGAGUUCAUUGAAUUGGUCACAAGGUUGGCAAAUGCUAAAAUAGAAUGA
This is a messenger RNA of Vicia faba (fava bean), 1179 nucleotides long. The record is from the annotation of a GenBank genome assembly. NCBI's taxonomy places the organism in Eukaryota, Viridiplantae, Streptophyta, Magnoliopsida, Fabales, Fabaceae.